AUGAACCUUUAUUUAACCCAUGACUCCAUGUAUUUAAACAUGACCGCUCCAAGAUGGUCACAAUACCGAUCAAGAACUGUUCUGCAAUUUGGUGAAGAAAACUUAGAUAUGGAACAAGUACAAUCCAUAAAUACUGAAUGGUUUUACAUUGAAUUGAACGAUACAGGCAAUAAUACAGAUGACCUAAAGGAUACGUUGAAAAAUUUACCUGCAGUAUCUGCAAGGGCUAAAGUUAAUUUGCCACCCAAGCGAAAGCAGCAGCAUGAGCAUUACUCUAAUAGCGCACAAUCGACAAGCAUUAUCAGUACUUAUACAGACAGUACCCUUAAUCGUACACAUGCAUUUUUUAAGAAAAAGAAGCAUCAGCAGCAACCUGCAAUCGACAUAGAAGCCUUGUUAAGUAAAGGUUUUAUCUACAACAUCGUCAUCAAGCACCAUCACUGCCUUUGCUUCAAACAAGUAGACCUAAGGGCAUCAAUGAGAGUACCCACUCUAACCCUGGCCCCAUCUAAGCACAAGCAGAAUAACAAAAAAGGAAAGCCCAGACCAAUUACUGCAGCAGCAACACUUUUAACAGCAGAACAGACGCAAACAACAAUAAGCAAUGCUGCCAAUCACCCCUCUUUUCCUUUUUCAUCUACGUCCUCGACUCCAUCAUCUGUCGCUGCUUCUGCAGUAGUUGAGAAUCCAAUUCUUGCAUCAUCGUCACCCUAUCAAAAAAGUAAUCAAAAAAGGUCAUUUUUGAAAAAGUUUGUGAAGUGUUCUUCUUCUUGCUCCUCCAACCCCUCCUCUUUUAAUAUCGAAAAUUAUACGUCUGUCACGUUUUCUACUUCAGCAAGCACUACUAUUAUUAGCCAGCAAAGCAGUACAAUGAAGACAAUAACCGAUUCAGCUGUAAAGGAACAUCAAGUUUCUACGAAUAAUACUAAUGCUACAACUCGUUUCAAAAGUAUAUUUCAACGGUUACGCGGCGGUAAUAAUGAGUUAGUAGUAGCUGAUGACCAGCAGAAAAAGAAAGGAUCAUUACAUAGUAGAUUGGUUCGCAGUGCUUCUUUUGUAGGUGUCAUCAGUGAUCGUAAUAGCACUAGUACAUUCAAUAGCAUCGCACCCGAAAAUGCACGGACAGCGACAACUAAAAAUGUGUCGUCCAACAGUGCUAGCGCAUCACCGAAAAGUGUAUUGGCUUCCAGAAUAAAGAACAAAUUUCGUUUACAGCAUCACCAUUAUCCGCCGACGAAAGUACACAAUACCAAUUACCAUCCUCGUCGAAAUCAACAAAAUUCAAGAACAUGCUACAGCAUUCUAUCGGAAAAUGACAAUGAUAAUGGUGAAAUACAAAACAAUGGAAAAGGAUAUGACAAAAGACCAAAAAGUAACGGUUUCUCGAUACGGCGUUCAGCAUCACUUUCGUCCCUUACACAGCAUUUUUGUUCUUCCACAACGUUAAGUAGAUUCUCCAAAAAGUUCCCAAAAGCUGAAGAAGAUGAAGAAGAUGAAAAGUGUAUAUCAAAAGCCAAAUACAUCGGCAACCGACACCCACAGAAUCCUUACUAUAGCAGAGCAGUAGCACUUGUCCCAUCUGUAUCUACCAAAUUACAUGUAUCGCAUAGUACAAUUUCUUUCUCUUCUUCAACAGAUUCUGACGAUGAAGAAGCAAAUGAAGACAGGGCAAGCACACUCAACGACAUUAUCUUGGGACAACAGAAUGCAUGCACCAAAAAAAUCAAUUCCGUGCUAGGAUUAAAAAAGUCUAUCUCGUCGCAUAAGCUGUAUAUGGAUAAAUACCAGCAGAAGCAGCAACAGCAGAAUAUCCAAAAAUCAAAUAAUGACCAACUUUUAGUCGAUGAAGGUUAUUUUGGUGGCAGCAAUUCCAGUUUCAAUAAUACCCAUCAUAUCGUUGCUGCAGCUCCUGGAAGAUUUGUCAAUAAUGAAAACGUUAUUGACAAUGCUGCUGAUACCCGAGAUGCCGUAAUUAAAACAAGAUCUGCGACUUCUCCUUAUUAUGAAAUUGUGCGUAGUGUGAUUAGUAAUCGAGAAAACGGGAGACGAGGGUUAGUUGUGUCCACGACAACAGUGAAUACAGCUCAAUCUGUUCAACGACAGGCCUCUUAUUUAACAACAAGUACGUCUAUAAGCGAGCAUAGUCAUAAUAAUAAUAAUAACUUCAGUAGUAACCUAGGUGGCGGAGGUCGUCCUCAACAAAAUAAACAAAUACACAGAGUACGGUUCAUGAAACUGGUGAUGGUGAAAGAAACAUUUUCAAAAAUGGAUUAUGAUCGCAGUUCAGAUCAGAAUGCAGUAUGUACAAAACUUACGCCUUUUAUAGCGGAGCAGAUCAAAGAAGAGUUGAAUAAAUUCAAGCUACAGGAAAUGAAAGUACAUGAAUUCAGUAGAGGAAACACACAAUUUUUUUUGUAA
Molecule: messenger RNA, 2418 nt
Organism: Mycotypha africana
Lineage: Eukaryota; Fungi; Mucoromycota; Mucoromycetes; Mucorales; Mycotyphaceae
Exons: 3
Coding region: 1-2418 (805 amino acids)
Source: RefSeq, a predicted model, not a curated record